Messenger RNA from Cuscuta epithymum, 3415 nucleotides. Lineage: Eukaryota; Viridiplantae; Streptophyta; Magnoliopsida; Solanales; Convolvulaceae. The record is from the annotation of a GenBank genome assembly.
AGAUUUCAAAAUGAGCAAUAAUAGGUCUUGGAUGUAUGAAAGACUCGGAAAUCGAGGGUUUCUAAAUGAAGACUUCAAAAAAGGAGUUAAUGAGUUUAUUCAGAAGGCGGUAAACUUAUAUCCAAGUGGGGUGAUUGCAUGUCCGUGUAGAAAGUGCAAGAACAGAAAAUUGUUGACUUGGGAUAUUGUUAAACAACAUCUUUUUGAAAAAGGAUUUGUUGAAGACUAUUAUGUAUGGGGAGCGCACGGAGAGACAUAUAAUUCAAAUGGGCUGGUUUAUUUGGAUGAAGGUAGCUCUUCCCGUCAUAAUACAUCUGAAGUUCCAUAUGACCCAUAUAAAUCAAUGUUUGAAGACGCUGUUAGGAAUGAGUUUCCUAUAGGUACGCCUGAUGAUAUGCAUGUUGACGAUGAGGAGCCUAAUCCAAUGACAAAGAGCAUGUAUGAAAUGCUUGCUGCGACAAGUCAACCAUGUUUUGAUGGUUGUCCCAUGACGGAGUUGAGUGCCAUGACUGAAUUGUUGAACUUAAAGACUGAGAUGAAUUUAUCAGAGGCUGCCACUGACAGAAUUGUUCAACUUGUGAAUAGGUUUUUCCCAACACAUAUCUCCAAUCGGCCCAUCCAGAAUUUCAAGAAAAUAAAAAGGAAACUCUCACUAUUAGGAAUGACUCAUCAAUCUAUUGAUUGUUGUCCAAAAGGGUGCAUGAUCUAUUGGAAAGCAGACAGUGAACUAAUCGAGUGCAGAUUUUGCUCUAGUGCAAGGUAUGAGGUCAAUAAUCAGUCAAGUAAACCAAUCCCGCUUUCUAGGAUGGAGUAUUUUCCGAUUACUCCAAGACUACAGAGGCUUUAUGCCUCAAAUACAACUGCUGGGGAUAUGAGAUGGCAUAAAAGUCACCACAGAGAAGAAGGAGUGAUGCGACAUCCAUCAGAUGGGAAGGCAUGGAUUCAUUUUGACAAUGUUUAUCCAUCUUUUGCCGAGGACCCUAGAAAUGUUAGACUCGGUCUAUGCUCAGAUGGGUUUCAACCAUUCGGACAAUUUGGACAGAAGUAUUCGUGUUGGCCUAUUAUCUUGACACCAUACAACCUUCCUCCAGGUAUAUGUAUGAAAGAACAAUUUCUGUUCUUAUCCAUAUUGAUUCCAGGGCCAAAGAAUCCCACAAAUAGGAUAGAUGUUUAUUUGCAACCUUUGAUAGAAGAGUUGAAGCAAUUAUGGGAGGUUGGGACUGUAACGUAUGAUGCACUUUCAAAGGAGCACUUUAAUAUGCGAGCUUCUUUGCUUUGGACAAUUAGUGAUUUUCCAGCAUAUGCCAUGCUCUCUGGAUGGAGUACAAAAGGGAAAUUUGCAUGUCCGUGUUGUACUGAAUUUACAGAAGCAUUCUGGUUACCCCGCAGCAAGAAACAUAGUUGGUUUGAUAACCACCGAAAGUUCCUAGCAGAAGAUCAUCCAUUUCGAUGGGACAUCGAGAACUUCACUAAGGGUAAAACAGUCAUGUAUGGCCCUCCAUUAUAUAGAGAUGGUUUAUAUUGUUAUGGUGAGAUGGAUGCCCUAAUGUCUGUGACCGAAUUAGGCAGUUUGGAACACAACAAAGUGGUUGGGAAGAAUAUUGGGUGGAAGAAACGUAGUAUCUUUUGGGAUCUUCCGUAUUGGAAGGAUUUGCUUCUGCGCCACAAUCUUGAUGUAAUGCACAUAGAGAAAAAUUUCUUUGAGAACAUAUUCUACACAAUUUUGGGUGUGCCAGGGAAGUCAAAGGACCAUACACGAGGGAGAAUGGACAUGGAACAAAUUUGUCAUAGACCAAGUAUGGAGAUGGACCGUGAUGGAAAAUAUCCCAAGGCUCCUUUUGUGCUUUCAAACAAGCAAAGAGAAGUUUUGUGCAGUUGGGUUGAUUCACUUAAGUUCCCCGAUGGAUUUGCAUCUCGAUUAGGACGUUGUGUAGAAAUGGAGAACCUUAAGGUAUUCGGUAUGAAGAGUCAUGAUUGUCACAUUUUUAUGCAACGUCUACUUCCAAUUGCAUUGAGAGAAAUGCUACCUGCUUGUAUUUGGGAGGCAAUUACUGAGAUUAGUUUAUUCUUUCGUGAGUUAACAAGAAAGACUGCACGAGUUUCUGUCAUUGAAAAGCUAAAGGAUGAUAUUCCUAUCAUUUUAUGUAAAUUGGAGAAGAUUUUCCCUCCCUCAUUUUUUGACCCGACGGAGCAUCUUCCCAUACAUUUGCCGGAUGAAGUUUUGCUAGGCGGACCACCGCAAUAUCGAUGGAUGUAUCGCUUCGAAAAUUUUUUAGGGUCAGUGUUAAAGAAAAAGAUCGGCAACAAGGCUAGAGUUGAAGCCUCAAUUAGAGAGGGUUAUUUGCUAAGUGAAAUGGGUACAUUUGCGAGUUACUACUUCCCAGAGGAAGUCACCACAAAAGCACGUGGUGUCCCGAGAUUUGAUGACGGUUUUAUGAUUAAUGAUGAUGUCCCUGCUUCCAUUUUUGCACAAAAGGCAAAAGCAAUUGGUGCAAGCACACGUCGAUACAUGGACCAAAACGAAACCAAUGCAGUGCAUUCCUAUGUACUACAAAAUUGCCUAGAGAUCGACUCAUUUAGAGAAUUGUUCACGAAUGCAACCGGAUUGACAACCUCCGAUGAACUUCAAUUUCAAGCACAAUUUCCGCUCUGGUUUUAUCACUAUGUGCGAAAUGACAUUAUAGAUCACCCACGAUGGAUUCGGGCUUUAGCUGGAUUUCCUGCUCCAUACGUGACGACAUACCAAACACUUCAUAUAAAUGGUUAUAAGUUCAACACUACUGCACGAUCUGAAGGGAGGGUGACCUGUAAUUGUGGGGUUAUGGUCAAGUGCACAAGUUAUGAUGGUUCAGAGCUUGACUAUUAUGGUUUAAUACAUGAAAUAAUUCAGCUAGAAUAUCAAGAUUAUAAGAUAAUCGUCUUCAGGUGUGAAUGGUUUGAACCUUCAAGUAGAGGCACACGACGCCAUCCAUUAUACAACAUAGUGGAUGUGAACACACAACACCGACUUCGUAUUUCAGACUGCUAUAUUUUAGCAUCACAGGCAGAUCAAGUUGUGUAUGUGCCAUAUCCUAGUACAAAUAAACGAGCCAAUAGAUGGCUUUCUGUUGUUCAGUGCAUGCCACGGGCUUUUGUCGAGGGAGAUUUGGGAGAAAAUUUGACACAUGAAGAUGAACACCCCUCAGCGUUUCAAGAAGACGAGCCUAGGAAUUCAUUCCAAAUAGAGUUAGAUGAACAACCAUUUCCAAAUUAUGGUCAAUUACACAUCGAUGACUGUGAUGAUCAUUCAGUUGCGUUUAAUGCUCCAGAGAAUAUGGAUGAUACAUUAGAUGGAGCAUAUGACAUGGAGCGUGAUGAUGACGAAAAUGAUAGUGAUCACGAAGAAAAUAUUAAUUGUGAUUGAGGUUCACUACCC